Messenger RNA from Suillus clintonianus, 606 nucleotides. RefSeq lists its product as uncharacterized. Gene Ontology annotation, cellular component: nuclear envelope; meiotic nuclear membrane microtubule tethering complex. The coding region runs from base 1 to 606 and encodes 201 amino acids. The record is from RefSeq and is a predicted model, not a curated record. The transcript has a single exon. Gene Ontology annotation, biological process: nuclear envelope organization. NCBI's taxonomy places the organism in Eukaryota, Fungi, Basidiomycota, Agaricomycetes, Boletales, Suillaceae. Gene Ontology annotation, molecular function: protein-membrane adaptor activity.
AUGCCGGAUUUCGCACUCAUCAGUUCGGGAGCAUUUCACAUACCACCGCUUACCUCCACUUUUGCCACCACACCAUCCCCAUGGCAUAUGUGGCUCCAGGUCCCAGAUCAGCGUUCUUUCCAGAGUAAUUCCCCCAACAUAGCAUUGACCGCUGAUGGAAGUUGUUGGAGAAUACCACAAGCAAGCGGUCACUUGGGAAUUGGGUUCAAGAUCCCGGUGAUCAUUACGCAUCUUUCCAUUGAGCAUCCUCCUUCCCAGUCCAUGGAUGCACCCCGUGAUAUUGUUUUAUGGGGUUUCAUUGAGCAGGCUGACAAUCUCCAGCGCUAUGCAUUUGUUGAUCAGGACAUGGACGAUCAGCCUCCUCAAGAGGUCAUCGAGGAAUCUCGAAAGCAGAACCCCACCGGGUCUUUCAUCAAACUCGCACAUGUGGAAUAUAGCCCAUUCCACAACUUGCAUGUCCAAACAUUUUCUGUGAGUGAAAAUGUUCUUCGGUCAGGUUUUGAUUUCGGUUUGGUUGUGGUUGAGAUACGAGGGAAUUGGGGUGGAGAUGAGACUUGCUUAUACAGAGUGCGGGUUCACGGAAAAGAUAUUCAUACAGGGGUGUAA